CGCCCCCUUCACACACUGCACCACCUGGUGGCAGAUUUGAAUUUGAUCCUUGCAGGAUUCCGUACCAUUUUUUUUAGAAUAGUUAUGUAGAGGUUCCAAGGCAAAUGGUAACAUUGUAACUAACCGCUGGGACUGAAGCCAGGGUUUCUACUCCGCACCGAUACAAUCUGUCCUCCUCUCGCUGGACAGUUCUUUAUGGUCCCUCUCCUCAGCCUCAGCAUGUAGAGGAUUAUUACAAGAUUUUCUUUUUUUAUACGCAAUGUGUAAGAUUUUAUUUUCAUGCUUUUGUCCAUAUUGUCCCCUCCCCCUCUCAUUUCUAAAUGUCUUGUGUCUUUGAGUGCCUUUUCUAGCGGCGGAUGAUAGCAUUGGGUGUAUAUUUUUUUUGCACGCUGCAAUUUCAAUCCAGCUCAUUUUGAUCAACGAAGAGGUGAAGACAAACAAAGACAGAAGAUUUAUUCCUUGUAGGAGAUGUAUCGGUGCUACAUUUUGCAGUGGGAAAACAGGUAGUACUUGGAAUGGACAGAAUCUCUGGAAGAUAAGCUAAUGUGUUUCUCCAUUGACUUGCUGUGUACAGAAAAUGUCCAGACUGAUGUUAGGGAAGACUUUGGAAAGAAUAUGCAAAGCAGUACUCUUGUUGUGUCUAGUGCACUUUCUUAUAAUGACCAUCUUCUACUUGGACGUCUACACCCAAAGGUUUGACAUCUUCAGCCGCUUUAAUACUAGAAAUUACUCCAAGGUGCAUCAGUACUUUAACAUCUCAAAGUCCAAUGGGACCUCACUGACUUUCCUGGGGAGUGAAGAUCACUUUAUAUCGAGCAGGAAGUUGGAACAUAACCUUACAGUCACGAAGAAGCCUUUACCGAUGUGCCCUGAUGUCCCACCGGGUUUAGUUGGAAGAUUGCUGAUAGAAUUCAACUCACUGAUGACAAUGGAGAAAGUUCAGCAAGAGAACCCAGAUGUACAAAUGGGUGGCAAAUACAAGCCUUCAGACUGCAUCGCUAAGCAAAGAGUUGCCAUCAUAAUUCCAUUCAGGCACAGAGAACACCAUUUGAAGUUCUGGCUGCAUUACUUACACCCCAUCCUACGUAGGCAGAAGAUCAACUAUGGAAUUUAUAUUAUAAACCAGCAUGGUGAAGGCAUGUUUAACCGAGCAAAGUUGCUGAAUAUUGGCUACGUGGAAGUGCUGAAGGAUGAAGAAUAUGACUGUUUUGUAUUCAGCGAUGUUGACUUAAUUCCUAUGGAUGAUAGAAACCUCUACCACUGCUAUGACCAGCCUCGACAUUUUGCCAUUGCAAUGGACAAAUUUGGAUUCAGAAUAACACUGAAAGGUAUGAAAGUGUCCCGACCAGACUCCAAGAUUGGAAAAUACCGAAUGAUAAAGCAUGAACGAGAUAAGCACAACGAGCCCAACCCCCAGAGGUUUACAAAAAUCCAGAACACUAAAGUUACAAUGAAGCAGGAUGGGAUCAACUCCUUGAAAUACAAACUGGUGAAUGUAGCGAAGUACCCGAUGUACACAAACAUCACAGUGGACAUUGGCACUCCACCACCUCGGCCUUCAAGAGCAUAGCGGGUCACAGUGUUCUUAAGGUGGUUCUCCUGUUUCAAUAGCCUCACAAAGAACAAUCUUUCUGUCUGUCUUCUCUCCAUUUUUCACUUUCUGUCUCUCCAAAGAAUUAUGGCGACUUAAAUACAAAAAUAAAACUAACAAAGCAUGUGGAGGCGAGCAGAAUGGAGAAGGUCCUCUUGCUUUAUGAAGUGGCUAAAAUACUGCCUUCUACAAUUAAGACAUGUAAACAAGUAAGACCUGGAUACACUGAUCUGGGAGUAUUUGUUGUUCUUAAGCUCUUUUUGUGUGAAAUCAAGUUGGAAAUGCAACUCUGUAUAAUAUCUUUAGUACUCUUUAACAAAAUUCUUGGUCUGUUUUAAGAUGGCUUCCUCUAAUGAAACAAAAACUUAGUCUGUUUGGAUCUGGUUCUCUGAAGGAUCAUUGCAACUGAACCUUAUGCCAGAUUAUUUUUGUUUUUCGUAAGACCUUAUCUACAAGAAGAUGUGCCUGCGAGGUCAUUAUGGGUCACAAUGGUUUUAACUCUUUGACCGCUGAAUAUUCUUUGCAGCUUUAAGAAUUACUGUAUGCUCAUGUUUUCUACCAUAUAACAUAAGUUUCUUGUAAAUUUCUAAUAUUGAAUGUUACAAAGUUAUUAAAAAAAAAGCAAUUAAAGGAAAACAAAAGAAUAA
Messenger RNA from Rhincodon typus (whale shark), 2238 nucleotides. RefSeq names its product UDP-Gal:betaGlcNAc beta 1,4- galactosyltransferase, polypeptide 2 (gene b4galt2). The record is from RefSeq and is a predicted model, not a curated record. The transcript is spliced from 6 exons. The coding region runs from base 578 to 1570 and encodes 330 amino acids. Gene Ontology annotation, biological process: carbohydrate metabolic process. Lineage: Eukaryota; Metazoa; Chordata; Chondrichthyes; Orectolobiformes; Rhincodontidae. Gene Ontology annotation, molecular function: glycosyltransferase activity.